Molecule: messenger RNA, 1575 nt
Organism: Neurospora tetrasperma FGSC 2508
Lineage: Eukaryota; Fungi; Ascomycota; Sordariomycetes; Sordariales; Sordariaceae
Exons: 1
Coding region: 1-1575 (524 amino acids)
Source: RefSeq, a predicted model, not a curated record
AUGGCGUCAACACACCUGAACUCGAACAUUCCUGCAUUCCCUCGCCUUCACGCGAUUCCUUCUCUGAGCAGCGAGGAGGAUUUCGAGGUUUGGCAUAAUGCACUCCUCCUUCAACUGAGCUACUUUGAUGUCCACGAUAUCAUCACUGGCGACGAGCAGGCUCCUGCCAAGACCGCCCCACAAGAAGUUCAGAAAUGCUUCAAGAGGAAGCAAGUCCUGGCGUACACCAUGCUCUCAAAUAGCAUUCAGCCCAUCAUCACCAAGCUUCAAGCCCUCGGAUACAACGAAGGAAACCAUGCCUUGGACCCGCGGAGCCUUUACAAGGCGGUAAUCAAGUGGGACAGUGAAAUCUCCGCGGAGCACAAAUUUCGACUUGUUAAGGAGCUCACCGACAUUGAUCACUCCCAGUUUCCCAAUCUCCACGCAUUCCUGGGUAGGGCCCUAUGGCUCCGCCGACGCCUCAACCGUGCCCUCUUUGACGUUUCAGACGAGCUCAUGGAUAUGUUGCUGCUGAAGGGCAUCAGUUCCUACGACGAUGCCUUGACAAAGAUGAUUCUUCACAGCAAAACCACAGGGUCCGCAGUCGAGGAUAUUGCUUCGCUAAUUGCCAAGAAGGCAACAGAGCAGGAGGCUAUGAGCGUUACUUCCAAGACCAUCACCUGCCCGAAAGCUACCCUGAAUAAGGGUACCCAGGCCACCUGCACGAAGGCCUCCCAGGAAAAUAGUACCCAGACCGAGGCGAUCCCGAACCAGACCUACAAACAGACCUCCCACAACGACGCUCCUCGUCCAGAUGCCCUAAACGCCAGGGUCCCGUCCGCAGUCGAUCACAACUCGAAGAACAUCAAGCCCUCUAACUUGACCACCACACCGAAUGGCGUUCUACAGGGCACUACCAAGGUCGGCAGGGACAGUCAGGAUAUGACCAUCGACGAAACCCACAACAAUGUCAACGCACCCACCAAUGCUGAUGCCACAAACGGCACGCCCCAGAGCGAGGUUAAUUUCGGCAGAAAGAGUCCUAAUACCAACCUUACCACACCGUCGCCUACACCCAACGGUGCCUGGCAAGGCGAGAACGUGGUUGCCAACCUAACUGCUGCCCACAAUACCAACUCAGGUGUCACCAAGCCCUCAAACCCCCAGACUUCUGGUCCUGUUACCAACACCGGCCGUCAAACCGACGGCAAUUCUCUGCAGCGUGAUGGCUUUGGUCUUACCAGUAACGGCAGUUCUCAAAAUGGUCCCCGUUCCUUGCAUCCCUCUAACGCUGUCCCGGGCCGCAUCCUCAACCGCCAAAAGCAAGUUCACGAUUGGCUCUUGGGUAACUCAUGGACCAACGCCGAAAACCCUCCUGUUCAAAGCGACCAGAAGAGCCCGCCACAACGUGCCGCCUCUGUGCUGCAGCAGCAGCAGCAGCAGCCUCCUCAGUCCGACCAUGAUCCGUUUGGCCCGGAAUCUUUUGCUUCUUAUUUGUACGCCAGGGACAUUGCGAAUGCUUGGACCAAGGAUGGGAAACUCAGAGCGAAGAUUAAGAAGGGUCAGUUUGGCCCCGAGGACCCGCGCCAUUGGUAA